Messenger RNA from Anolis sagrei ordinatus, 1175 nucleotides. Its product is annotated as phospholipase A2 inhibitor gamma subunit B-like. Gene Ontology annotation, cellular component: extracellular region. NCBI's taxonomy places the organism in Eukaryota, Metazoa, Chordata, Lepidosauria, Squamata, Anolidae. Gene Ontology annotation, molecular function: phospholipase inhibitor activity. The record is from RefSeq and is a predicted model, not a curated record.
AACUUCCACACUGCCUCAAACAGAAGCAGACUUUGCUGGACAGUGUGGCUUCAGUACAGCUCAGCUCCCAGAACUAGAUGCCACCUCAAAACAUGGAGAACCUGAUGAUGAUCAGUAUUCUCGCCACCUUCAUAGCUGCAGGGGCUUCCCUGGAGUGUGAGAUUUGUCAGGCUCAUGCAUCCCACAGUUGUGUGGGACGCAUGGAAACUUGUCCUCCCGCUUUUGACAGAUGUGGCACUCUUUUGACAGAGGCUGACUUAGGAGUUCCAAUGAAGGGAAUCAUGAAGAUGUGCAUGAAAUCUCAUCUCUGUGACAGCAAAACGGUUAUCAAUAUGGGCCAAGCAGGAAUAGCCUCGAACCAAGUUUCUUGCUGUAUGGAAAAUGAAUGCAAAAGGUUCACGCCCACUUUGACACCCAUGGAUAAAACCCCCAAUGGGCUGGUAUGCCCAGGCUGUUUGCAGUGGAACAGAUUUGAAUGCAGAGUGGAGGAACAGGUCCAUUGUACCGGAGAGCAAAAUAAAUGCUUUACUGUGUCUGGGACAAGCACCCAUGGAGAAACAAACUUUCCAUUGACCAUGAAGGGCUGUACAAACAGUGCUGAGUGUGACAGAUUGAUUGACCAUUCAGAUACUGUUACAGGGUUCAGUUUAAUUAUGUCACUCAAUUGCACUCCGGCCCCUGGCAAUCAUGUCUCCAAAACAGCCAGGAACAUUUCAGAUUCAUAUGGAGUUUUUUUCUCGAUACUUGCUGCACUACUCCUUGUCAAAAUCUUCAUUUGAAUCCAUCCACCCAAGGGCUGCAAUUCAGUUGGUGAGAUUCAAGUUAAGAUAUCAUGUUCAUCCUCAAGAAGACUGGUGAAAGAGAACAAGCUGUUCCAGCUUUUUGCACUUGGUGACUUCUUACCAUCUCUGUAUGAUUUACAUUUUGGCUUUUUCUUUAUGUACGUAUUCUAAUAGUUCCUGUUCAAAAUACUAUGGCUUAGCUAUUCACACUUGCGAAAUAUUUAUCUCCCUUUUUAUUCUUGUAUUUUGUAUACGCAAUUUAUAUAAAUAAAAAUGUAAUGUUUGUGGGAUUAACAUAACUCAAAAACCACUGGACGAAUUGACACCAAAUUUGGACACAAUACACCUAUCAGGCCAACAAGUGACCAUCACUCAUAAAACACUGAAAAAUAC